ACGAACCGAACCGCAGCACAAAAUUGUGGGUUGUGGGGCGACAACCAACAGUGUUUAAUCUUCCAAGAUUCAAACACCGCUCUGCUGUCUUCCCUAUAAACUACACAACUGACCACCCGCUUUUCGCACCCAUUUCCCUUGUCUUUCUCCCAGAUCUCCAUUUCCCUCCCUCCUCUCGCCCUGAUUAUUCGUCGAGCUAGUUUUUGCCAUUCAUGGGGACUGUUAUUGAUUCUGCAAACAAGGGAGCAAAUGGAAGCAUCCCCACUGACAAAAAGGUUAAGGUUGUGUUUGUCCUAGGUGGCCCGGGAAGUGGUAAGGGCACACAGUGUGCAAAAAUUGUUGAAAACUUCGGGUACACCCAUCUAAGUGCUGGGGAUCUCCUUCGAGCAGAGAUCAAGUCUGGUUCUGAAAAUGGGACAAUGAUUCAAAACAUGAUCAAAGAGGGAAAAAUUGUGCCUUCUGAAGUAACAAUUGCUCUCCUCCAACGUGCAAUACAAGAACAUGAGAACGACAAGUUUCUUAUUGAUGGCUUCCCUCGCAACGAGGAAAACCGUGAAGCUUUUGAGCGUGUUACUGGAAUUCUGCCCGAAUUUGUCCUCUUCUUUGAAUGUCCUGAAGAAGAGAUGGAGAAGCGUCUUUUGGGUCGGAAUCAGGGAAGAGAAGAUGACAACAUAGAAACAAUAAGGAAGCGAUUUAAUGUUUACAUGGAAUCUAGCCUCCCUGUUAUUGAAUAUUACAAGUCAAAGGGAAAGGUUCAAAAGAUCGAUGCUGCCAAGCCUGCUGAUGAAGUUUUUGAAGCGGUUAAAGCUUUGUUCACACCAUCAGAUGCAAAGGUUGCUGGAGCUUGAGGAAUGUAAGGCGAGAUGCCAGAUUUCUUGUUGUUGCAGGGAGUUGGUUUGUGUUGUGUAUCUGUGAUAGAGAUGAUUAUAUACAGAUGGUUACAAUAUUCUUUUUUAGUUAAAACCAUAUAAUAUAUGUUGAAGUUGAGUGAGGUUAUUGCCUCUUUGUUGCCAUUAGUUAUAUGGAUGAAUGGAUGAACUGUGAGAAAUAAUGUACUGUAUGAUUACAUUGAGAAUUGAGAAUUUUGUGUUUGGCCUCUUCAACAUCA
Molecule: messenger RNA, 1108 nt
Organism: Ipomoea nil (Japanese morning glory)
Lineage: Eukaryota; Viridiplantae; Streptophyta; Magnoliopsida; Solanales; Convolvulaceae
Product: UMP-CMP kinase 3-like
Exons: 9
Coding region: 213-848 (211 amino acids)
Biological process (GO): 'de novo' pyrimidine nucleobase biosynthetic process; CDP biosynthetic process; UDP biosynthetic process
Cellular component (GO): nucleus; cytoplasm
Molecular function (GO): ATP binding; UMP kinase activity
Source: RefSeq, a predicted model, not a curated record